GAUUAGCAUUAUUUCACUGACAACUACAGACACUCAUAUGAAAAAUCGGCUUGAAACAGAAUAAAGAGAUACCAAGAAACUAAACAAAGCAUUCGCAAAGUAAGUGAUCCCGUGAAGCAAUAUGUGCUCGAAUCUACGUAGCUGGUCAGUCUUCAGUUUAUUGGAGCCAAAAUUUAUUUCCGAGAUUCACAUGGUUAUGGUAUUUGGUGAAUUGGGUAAAAGAGCCUUAAUUGUAACAAAAAACAAGGAAGUAUAUAACCUGAAUGACAAUCUCCAUACUUUGGAGAGCAGAGACAAAAACUCUACACUAUAUCUGAAAAAGAUUAAGGAUUUGUGUGGAAAAGAUAUAAAGACGUUUGCGUAUGGCAUGGGAUCUCACAUUUUGGCACUCACGAAUGGAGGAGAG
Molecule: messenger RNA, 406 nt
Organism: Trachymyrmex septentrionalis
Lineage: Eukaryota; Metazoa; Arthropoda; Insecta; Hymenoptera; Formicidae
Product: RCC1 and BTB domain-containing protein 1-like
Exons: 2
Source: RefSeq, a predicted model, not a curated record